AAAAUAUUUAUCUAGUAUUUGCAAAAUUACUGAUUUUCCGCCUGAAAGAUGGCAGACGAAAGACGAAUACAUCGCACGAAUGACAAUGAAAACACAUUUGAUGCAAAGCAUAUCGGAUGGGCUAGCAAUAAUAACACUAAACGCACGAGCCCGGCGUAUGCCGAUAGCGAAAGCUUUAUAAGAGAGAGACUAAAGGCCCAGGAUAAGUCAAGUAUUCUCAAUGAUAGCACUUCGCUUAGGUCCGUCGGCGAGAGUACUGGGAAAGAAAAAACUAACAACGCGCCUCGUCGUCAAAUGCUAGAUGCUUCGAAACGCUUUUCAGGGGCCGUGAGACAUAAGCAACACAUGUUUUCGCCGAGGGCAUCAACAUUAACCCCGAGGUCUGGCGUAUCUCACAACGGAAGUUUCGAUGACUCUGUAUUUUAUUCACCACAUUAUGACGAAGUUUUGCAAACAGCUCGCGGUCUAUGUCGAGAUUACAUAUGCUACAGACUAAAAAGAAGUGGCUUCCAAGGUCGCGUGGUAAUUACAAAAUACGAACCUGCCAAGGAUCAAAAUUUAUCUUUUGACGUAUUGAAAAUAGGAAAAACAUUAGAAGAUUUAUAUCCACAUUUAUUCCGAAAUCUUGCUCGUCAGCUCGGUUAUGUAUUGAGGUCUGAUGAAGAAUUGAGGACGCUUUUCGAUCGUCUCGGGUCUAAUAUAAUAGGAUCUAAUCCUGCUGAGUAUAGAUGGGGGAGAAUCCUGGCAUUGUUAGCGAUAUCUGGAUCUCUUUCUAUUGACUGCAUCGCACAGGGUCACACCGAACUAGUUGAGAACAUGGUUACCAUAUUUUGUGACUUUGUCGAAGUUCACUUACUCAACUGGAUUAUUGAACAUGGUGGAUGGGCUAGCAUGGCAAAGUUGUUUUCGGAUACAAACGAACACGACGAAUCAACUGGUGCUAUUGUUCGAAAUUUCAAAAAUUCCUGUGUUCCAAUGGUUUGCGCUAGCGCAGUUUGUGCUGGUAUUGCAAUUGUUGCAGGAACCUUGUUAGAAGUUUUGUGAGCGAUGACCAAAUUGAAUCGUUAAACUAUGUGUGGGGUUGGAGAAUCUGGAAGACUUGAAUAAGUUGGAUUCAGAAGUUUGAACGAAAACUCCAGCUACAAACGAGUUGAAUUCAGUGGUUGUUGGACUGAGUGUUGAAAGCGGAAUAAGUAACAAAGUUGUUCACCGAAACACCAAUGUGAGAAGCUAUGAUCGUCUUCAAAAUUUUGUUAAAUAAAAGUAGUGUUUCAAUGUAAAUUUAA
This is a messenger RNA of Styela clava, 1286 nucleotides long. Its product is annotated as bcl-2-related ovarian killer protein-like. Gene Ontology annotation, molecular function: BH domain binding. NCBI's taxonomy places the organism in Eukaryota, Metazoa, Chordata, Ascidiacea, Stolidobranchia, Styelidae. Gene Ontology annotation, biological process: regulation of apoptotic process; release of cytochrome c from mitochondria; intrinsic apoptotic signaling pathway in response to DNA damage. The record is from RefSeq and is a predicted model, not a curated record. Gene Ontology annotation, cellular component: mitochondrial outer membrane.